AUGCGAGGACCCGAGAGAUUUGCAUUGGGGCCCCGCGGGGAGGCGUUUCCUGGGCUGAGGCUGGUCCCGGUCUCCAGGCAGCAGGCCGCCCUCCGGGGGCCUCGCGGCGGGGGUGAGAUCCCGAGGGAGGGUCCCAGUCGGCCAGGCGGAAGUCUGCAGACCAUCCCGCCUUCCUGUUGCAGGGAGGGCGACCUGCAUGCCAAGCGCCGCCCCUGCACCAUGCACCGCGGCCAGUCCAGCCCGGAGCCCCCGGCCCCGGUCGCCCCCAGCCCGAGCGUGAUCGCCCCGGUGCGCGCCGUCGUCCGCCUGCGCCACCAAGUGCGCCUCCUGCGCAAGCGGCGGCCGCCCCCGCCGGCCGUGGCGCCGGACCCCGGGGCUGCGGCGCCGCGCGUCCACCAGGAGCAGCCGCAGUUCUUCACCUUCGACGGGCCGGUCGAGCGGGCGUCGAGACCCGCGCGGAAGCGGCGCCGGCGCAGUCGCCUGGUGCUGUACCCCGAGACCUCGCGCAAGUUCGGGCCGCGCGCCGAGCGCCAGAGCCGCGCCCAGCGCUGCCUGCUGUUGCUUGUGGCCAUCGUGGGCUUCCAGGUGCUCAACGCCAUUGAGAACCUGGACGACAACGCGCUGCGGUAUGACCUCGACGGGCUGGAGAAGACGCUGCAGCGCGCCGUGUUCGGGCAGCCGGCGGCCGUGGGCCGCCUCGUGGCUCUGCUGCGGGACUACCUUGCCACGCACGUGCACAGCCGCCCGCUGCUCCUGGCGCUGCACGGGCCCAGCGGCGUGGGCAAGAGCCACGUGGGCCGUCUGCUGGCGCGCCACUUCCGCGCGGUGCUGGAGGACGGCGCGCUCGUGCUGCAGUACCACGCGCGCCACCACUGCCCCGCGCCGCGCGCCGCCGCCGGCUGCCGCGAGGAGCUGGCGCGGCGCGUGGCCGACGUGCUGGCGCGGGCCGAGGCGGAGGAGAAGACCCCGCUCCUGGUGCUGGACGACGCGGAGUUGCUGCCGCCGGCGCUGCUGGACGAGCUUCACGGCCUCCUGCAGCCGCAGCGGCCGCCGCGCUUCCACAACGCCGUCUACGUGCUGCUCAGCGGCGCGGGCGGCGCUGAGGUCACGCGCUUCGUGCUGCAGAACGCGUCCCGCGCGGGGCGCGCCGACGGGGCGGAGGAGCUGCGCGCGGCCGAGGAGGAGCUGCGCUCCAGCCUGCACACACUGCUGGUCCGCCAGCACCCGCUGUGGGAGGCCGCGGCCAUCGUGCCCUUCCUGCUGCUGGACAAGCGGGACGUGGUCAACUGCUUCCGGGACGAGAUGGCCGGGGAGGGCUUCUUCCCCGAGCAGGCCCGCGCCGAGCUGCUGGCCGCGCAGCUCAGCUACUACCGCGUGGCCGGCCGCGAGUUCGCCGUCACCGGCUGCAAGCAGGUGGUGGCCGCGGUCAACCUCUUGUAG
Molecule: messenger RNA, 1440 nt
Organism: Budorcas taxicolor (takin)
Lineage: Eukaryota; Metazoa; Chordata; Mammalia; Artiodactyla; Bovidae
Gene: TOR4A
Product: torsin family 4 member A
Exons: 1
Coding region: 1-1440 (479 amino acids)
Cellular component (GO): endoplasmic reticulum lumen; nuclear envelope
Molecular function (GO): ATP binding; ATP hydrolysis activity
Source: RefSeq, a predicted model, not a curated record